Molecule: messenger RNA, 3802 nt
Organism: Quercus robur (English oak)
Lineage: Eukaryota; Viridiplantae; Streptophyta; Magnoliopsida; Fagales; Fagaceae
Product: DNA mismatch repair protein MSH3
Biological process (GO): mitotic recombination; mismatch repair
Cellular component (GO): nucleus
Molecular function (GO): ATP-dependent DNA damage sensor activity; mismatched DNA binding; ATP binding
Source: RefSeq, a predicted model, not a curated record
CCAGAGAACAAAGCGCGCCAAAUCAUCGAACCCUUCCUUUAUAAUUUGCCCUCACUUCCUCCUCCUCCAUCACCAUCACCACCACCAUAAUGGGCAAGCAAAAACAACAAGUGAUCUCUCGCUUCUUUGCUCCCAAAUCCAAAACCCCAUUAAACCCUUCCACUUCUUCUCCUUCCUCUUCUUCAAACCCAGAGGCAGAGCCCUCUCUCCGAAACCCGCCAACCCCACCUCCCAAAAUCUCAGCCACAGUCACUUUCUCACCCUCCAAACGCCGCCGUAGUUCCCAACUCUCCUCCCGAAAUCCCAAACCUUCAAAACUCCCCAAACUCUCCCCUCACACCCAAAACCCCAUUCCCAACCUCAACCCUUCUCUUCACCAAAAAUUCCUAGACAAACUUCUAGAGCCUUCUCCAACCCCUUUAGAACAAACCCCAAAAACCCAAUCUUCCUGCAAAACCAAGUACACCCCAUUGGAACAACAAGUUGUGGACCUAAAGAACAGGUACCCAGAUGUUCUUUUGAUGGUAGAAGUUGGUUACAGGUACAGGUUUUUCGGCCAGGAUGCCGAAAUUGCUGCCAGGGUGUUGGGGAUUUAUGCACAUUUGGAUCGCAAUUUCAUGACUGCAAGUGUGCCAACUUUUCGAUUAAAUGUCCAUGUGAGGAGGCUUGUGAGUGCUGGGUAUAAGGUUGGGGUGGUUAAGCAGACUGAGACGGCGGCUAUUAAGGCUCACGGGGAGAACCGGGCGGGACCCUUUUGCCGGGGAUUAUCAGCAUUGUACACGAAGGCCACGCUGGAGGCGGCCGAGGAUUUGGGGGGAGAGGAGGAGGGGUGUAGGGGAGAGAGUAAUUAUUUGGUGUGUGUCGCGGAGAAGAGUGUGUUGGAAAAGAACAUGGAGUGUGGAUUGGAGAGUGGGUUUGAUGUGAAAAUUGGAAUGGUGGCUUUGGAGAUAUCGACAGGGGACGUUGUUUAUGCAGAAUUCAAUGAUAAUUUUAUGAGGAGUGGGCUUGAAGCUGUGGUUUUGAGCCUGUUGCCAGCCGAGUUGCUUCUUGGGGAGCCGCUCUCUAAGCAAACAGAGAAGUUGUUACUUGCUUAUGCCGGACCUGCCUCAAAUGUCCGUGUUGAGCAUGCCUCGCUAGAGUGCUUUAAAGAUGGUGGUGCACUUGCCGAAGUGAUGUCUUUAUAUGAGAACAUGAGUGAAUAUAAUCCAGCAGAUAAUCCAAAACAAAGCACAGAAGUUAUAGAGCAGGGAAGCCAUCGUUUCGCAAUUGAGGGAAUUAUGAAUAUGCCAGAUUUGGUUGUCCAAGCAUUGGCCUUAUCUAUUCGACAUCUAAAACAGUUUGGUUUUGAAAGAAUUUUGUGUCUAGGAGCUUCAUUUAGGCCCUUCUCAAGCAAUGUAGAGAUGACCCUCUCAGCAAAUACACUUCAACAGCUGGAGGUUUUGAAGAAUAACAGUGAUGGGUCUGAGUCUGGCUCCUUGCUGCAGUCUUUGAAUCGUACUCUUACUAUAUUUGGUUCAAGGCUUCUCAGGCAAUGGGUAACUCAUCCUCUAUGUGAUAGAAACAUGAUUUCUGCUCGUCUGGAUGCUGUUUCUGAGAUUUCAGAAUCCAUGGGGUCUUCAAGAGCUUCGCAAAAUAUUGGAGGGCUAGAUGGGGAAGAUUCUGAUAUAACAAUUGUACAACCUGAGUUUAGUUAUAUACUUUCUUCAGUUUUGACAAAUUUAGGAAGGUCACCUGAUAUUCAACGUGGAAUAACAAGAAUCUUCCAUCGGACUGCCACCCCAUCUGAGUUCAUUGCAGUUAUUCAAGCUAUUUUAUAUGCUGGAAAUCAACUUCGGCAACUUCACAUUGAAGAUGAGGACAACAGCAAUAAUAUGAGAGCAAAGACAGUGCACUCCGGGCUGUUGAGAAAGUUGAUUUUGACUGCGUCAUCAUCCAGUGUAAUUGGCAAUGCUGCGAAACUGUUGUCUACUCUUAACAAAGAAGCAGCUGAUGAAAAUGAUCUGCAAAAUUUAAUUAUCAUAUCUAAUGGCCAAUUUCCUGAGGUUGCUAGAGCUCGGAAAGAGGUUCAAUUGGCAAAGGAGAAAUUGGAUUCUCUGAUUGAUUUGUAUCGCAAAAGGCUUGGAAUGCGCAAGUUGGAAUUUGUUAGUGUGUCUGGAACAACACAUUUGAUAGAGUUGCCCUUAGAUCUAAAGGUGCCUUUGAGUUGGGUUAAAAUAAAUAGUACCAAAAAAACGGUUCGCUAUCACCCACCUGAAGUAUUGACUGCAUCGGAGCAGUUAUCCCUGGAAAAAGAGAAGCUAAAUGUUGCCUCUAAAGCUGCUUGGGAUAGCUUUCUAAAGGAAUUCAGUAAAUAUUAUGCCGAGUUCCAAGCAGCUGUUCAAGCACUGGCUACUUUGGAUUGUCUGCAUUCACUUGCCAUUCUUUGCAGAAAUAAGAAUUAUGUUCGUCCAGAUUUUGUCUAUGAUGAUGAACCUGUUCAGAUACAUAUCCAUGCUGGUCGGCACCCGGUCUUGGAUACUACAUUACAAGACAAUUUUGUUCCAAAUGACACAAAUUUGCAUGCUGACAGAGAGUAUUGCCAAAUUGUUACCGGACCCAACAUGGGUGGAAAGAGUUGCUAUAUUCGCCAAGUUGCUCUCAUUGCUAUCAUGGCUCAGGUUGGUUCCUUUGUACCUGCAUCAUCAGCAAAACUCCAUGUGUUAGAUGGUAUCUACACCCGAAUGGGUGCUUCUGACAGUAUCCAACAAGGUAGAAGCACCUUUCUUGAAGAGUUAAGUGAGGCUUCACAUAUAAUCCAUAAUUGCACAGCACGUUCGUUGGUUAUCAUUGAUGAACUUGGAAGAGGCACAAGUACGCAUGAUGGUGUAGCUAUUGCUUAUGCUACAUUGCAUUAUCUACUAGAGCAGAAAAGAUGCAUGGUCCUCUUCGUCACCCACUACCCCAAAAUUGCUGAUAUUAGAACUGAAUUUCCAGGCUCUGUGGGGGCAUACCAUGUGUCAUAUCUGACCUCACAUAAAGAUAUUAAAGAUACGGAUAUGGUUGACUCAACAACAGAUCAUGAAGAUGUUAUUUACCUAUAUAAGCUAGUGACUGGUGUUUCAGAGAGAAGUUUUGGAUUUAAAGUUGCUCAGCUUGCACAGCUACCUUCUUCAUGUGUUAGUCGAGCCACUGUCAUGGCUUCCAGGUUGGAAGUGCUGGAAAGCUGCAGGACAGGAAAUAGAUUGGAAAAUAAGCGGUUGCUAGAGAAACUGCUGAUCGAUAAUGAACAAAAAUCACAAGAGAACAUGUUGGAAACUCCUGUGUGCUUCCAUCAAGGAGGGGCAGGGGAUUUAGAAGACAUAUAUAAUGCUUACAAGGAAUUUUUUCUGAACUUGAAAGCCGGCAUAUCUGAUGAUGACCUUGCAAGAAGCUUCCAGUUUUUAAACCAUGCUCGAAGCAUUGCAAAGGAUUUAAUAAGCAGAUAAAAGGACAUUCCUGAAAAGUGAGAUGGCAUGUAUAUUUUGGAGAGGGGAGCAACAUUUAUAGCAAUUGAGGCUAGUUCAAAUGAAGAAUUUCUUCAGUUUUGUAGAUAAUAAUUUUGUGUUUAGUACAUCAUUCCUGCUCUCUCUCUCUCUCUUCUCAAUAUUUUUAGUCAAAUAUAGUCUCGUUUUCUAUUUAUCUGAUUACCACAUGUUGUAAUUAGCACAAGAUUAUCUAAUGCACUCUUGCAAGUUGCAUCUAGAGAACCUAAUUAGUGAAUUGAGAUGUAAAUUAUUACUAAUAUUAUCAUUAUAUGAAGAUGGUGGGGGUUCUUUUCUCUAUU